AUGUGCACAAAAGUCACUCUAAAACACACGACAUGCAACCACGACUUCUGGGUCCGCCGCAACUGCCCCCGCCACCCAACAUGCAAUUUCCCCACCGAAGUGAUUCGCGAGCGCGGAGGCUCGUACACAGCUUCGAGGAAACAAUCGACUAGCGACGUACAAAAGACGUCAUAA
Molecule: messenger RNA, 174 nt
Organism: Pyrenophora tritici-repentis Pt-1C-BFP
Lineage: Eukaryota; Fungi; Ascomycota; Dothideomycetes; Pleosporales; Pleosporaceae
Source: RefSeq, a predicted model, not a curated record